Molecule: messenger RNA, 1181 nt
Organism: Adelges cooleyi (spruce gall adelgid)
Lineage: Eukaryota; Metazoa; Arthropoda; Insecta; Hemiptera; Adelgidae
Product: endocuticle structural glycoprotein ABD-4-like
Exons: 3
Coding region: 14-592 (192 amino acids)
Cellular component (GO): chitin-based extracellular matrix
Molecular function (GO): structural constituent of chitin-based larval cuticle
Source: RefSeq, a predicted model, not a curated record
UAUUUAACAGUAUAUGCAACGGCUUACCGACAAAUUAUAUGUAUUUCGAGUUCGUACGUCAAUAGUUCACUUUACAUCCGACAACACGAGCCACAGCACGCCACAAACCAACAACAUCUACAAUAUGUUCUGUUCUACCGCCUUAUUAGUUUUGGCUUCGGCCUGCGUUGUGUUCGGUGCGCCCCAGUACUACGCGCCCACCGGUCCGACCACCACCCCGAUCCCGAUCCUCAGCCAAUCCCAAGAAGGACCCAACCCCGAUGGAUCGUACAGUUACCGUUUCGAGACCGCAAACGGUAUCAGCGCCGGCGAGUCGGGAUACUUGAAGAACCCGAACACCGAACAGGAAGGCCAAGUGGCUCAAGGAUACUACUAUUACACCGGACCCGACGGUGUCGUCUACCAAGUUGAGUACCUCGCCGAUGCCGAAAACGGUUUCGUCGCCAAGGGCGCCCAUUUGCCGACUCCGCCGCCGCUCCCAGAAGCGUUGGUCCGCGCCAACGAAUUGGCUUACAAGAACGCCGCCGCCGACGCCGGACUUUACGACGACAAGGGAUUCCCAAUCAGCAGCGCCCCGGCCAGACGGUACUAACACAACAGGACUCGAUCAUAAAAUUUUAAAAAUCAAAAAAAAAAAUUAAAUAAAUAAUGAUAAUAAAAUUAAUAAUAAUAUCGAGAAAGAAAAAAAAAAUAGCAAACCAGACAAUAUGACAAAACCGCCCUCCCAUAAUCAUUGCUUUCGUUUUCCCGUUAUGUCGUACCUCGCCGUCCUCGCUCCUCAUUCGCCAAACGCGCGGCAUCGUCCAAGUAUAAUGGUUUUUUUUUCGUUAACCGAACGAAACACGGUUAUACUCGGUCUUACAUUAUUAUUAUUGUUUUUAUUAUUAUUAUUAUCAUUACUAUUGUAAUAUUACUACAACGCGUUCUCCCGACGGUCAAGCGUCGACCCCCGUCACUGUUAUAUAACGAUUAUAAUAUUAUGUUAUUUUGUUCGGACGCCAAACGGGCUGUCGCGCGCACCUUCGUCACAUGACAUAUCGGCUCGGUCCCGCUUGUCCGUCUGGCCACAACCGCGCAAGUCGACUUGUAUUACCAUAUUGUGUAUUUUUAUUAUGUCGUUGUAUACGUCUAGCUUGUAAGUUUUGUGAAAACAAUAAAAGAUAAAAAAAUUUAUAAAACCA